Messenger RNA from Galendromus occidentalis (western predatory mite), 770 nucleotides. Its product is annotated as glycine-rich protein 5. The record is from RefSeq and is a predicted model, not a curated record. The transcript is spliced from 3 exons. Bases 35 to 742 code for a protein of 235 amino acids. Lineage: Eukaryota; Metazoa; Arthropoda; Arachnida; Mesostigmata; Phytoseiidae.
AAACACAACAGAAGUGGCCAGAAACAAGCUCAAUAUGAAUCGAUCGACGUCAACCCUCUGGGUCGUUCUGUGCGUGGCAAUGUGUUUGAACGUGAUCGAUGCUGGGAAAAUAGUGAAGAAAAAACUCGCUGCCGGCGGUGUCGUUGCCGGUGCCGCUGGUGCAACUGGAUUUGCCGGAGGGUUUCUGACAGGAGCCGCUGUCGCUUCUCAUUUCAAUAAGCAUAAGGGAGGUUACGGUGGCUUCGGCGGAGCACACGGAGGACCUGGCCAAGUUCACAUUCAUAAUCACCAUCACGAACAUUCGGUUCUGCCCGUACCGCACAAGCCUGUCCACAGUGGAGGCUUCGGAGGCGGACUCGGUGGAUUGGGCGGUUCUUACGGACACGGACUCGGUCUGGGACACGGAGCCUACGGAGGAGGCUACGGAGGAAACUUGGGUGCCGGUUACGGCGGAGCUUAUGGGAACAGCUUCGCUAAAGGCGUAGAGACCCUCGGAUCAGGCUAUGGAGGAAACUUGGUUGGCGCUUACGAUGGCGGUUUCGGAGGUGGCAACGGCGGAGGUUAUGGCGGAGGUCACGGCGGAGUUUAUGGCGGAGGCUACGGUGGAGGCUACGGCGGUGAUUUCGGGGGGCUCGGUCUCAUCGGCGGACACGGUUACGGGAGGAGUCUGAAGACAGAAGGUCACGCUAAAGCGGAGGGCGGAGGAUACCGAGGAGCGCCUGCUGGAGUGCAAGAAAGUUGAUCCUCGUAGCGUCGUGAGCUAAUUACGG